Molecule: messenger RNA, 2067 nt
Organism: Dimorphilus gyrociliatus
Lineage: Eukaryota; Metazoa; Annelida; Polychaeta; Dinophilidae
Source: the annotation of a GenBank genome assembly
CAAACAGUUCUAACAGAACACAGCUUAAAAAGGAAAAAAAAGCUAAAGACAGCUUGAUAACUAAUAAAAGAAAACUUUUAUUCCUUAUUCCUAAAUACUUUACAAAACUCUAAUUCAAAAAUUAUGUCGAAAUCUGAUGAUUGUGGCUCUCCUUCUGCAUCUGCAGUAGAUGGCCCUAGUGGUGCCGCAGCAGCGGGAAUUAUGCCUAUGGAUGUAGUUAUUUCCUUUGAUACUACUGGAUCCAUGUCUAGUUACUUGGCUGAAGUCAGGGCCAAAAUGUCAGAAAUCAUUGAACGUCUAUUCACUGACCUCCCAACUUUGAGAAUCGGUGUCAUCGCCCAUGGUGACUACUGUGACAAAAGAACUUACAUCACCAAGCAUCACGAACUAUCGAAUAAUGUAGCUGAUUUAGUGGAUUUCGUCAACAAAGUUGGAACUACUGGUGGUGGUGAUUGGGAAGAGUGCUAUGAAUUAGUCCUCCACGAAGCCAGAACAAAAGUUAAUUGGGUUAAAGGGGAAGCCGACAGAGCUUUGAUUAUGAUCGGAGACGCAAUUCCCCAUGAGCCAAAUUAUAGCUUGAACACAAAGAAACUAAAUUGGCGUAAAGAAACAUUAAGUUUGUACGAGGACUUGGGCGUUAAGAUUUAUGGUAUUCAAUGUGGUACAAACCCCAAAGCAAAGCCAUUUUAUGAGAAAAUUGCAAAGGCUACAGGUGGAAAGCAUUUAGAUUUGAACAACUUGGGCUCAAUUGUUGACAUGUUGAUGGCUAUUUGCUAUAGAGAAAGAGGAGCUGAAAUGUAUGAUGCUUUCGAACUUGAAGUUCGUGAAAGGGAAGGUGCCGCUCUUAAAGCUGAUUUAGACAAAAUGUUCAAAGAUCUUCGUGAUGAUGAUGUUGAAGCGGAUGCUGCUGUAAUGGGAGAUGUAACCAGUGAUGGAACUCCUACAAAGCCAUCCAUGUUUAGAAAGGCUUCUUCGUCAAAAUUGGCAAAAACUGAUUGCUUAAAAAAGGUCAAACCAAAAUCAGUAAGAAGAACUGUAAGAAAAGCUGGAGCUGCAAAAGUUGGUGCAGCUAAACCAUCUGCUGCUAAACUUAGAUCAAAAAGGAAGUUAAUUUUUGAAUCGGAUAGCCAUUCCGAUUCUGAUUCUGAAUCUAAAUCAGAAUCUGAAGAUGAAGUAGUCGUCAAGAAAGCUAAGAAAUCUGAUGAUAAAAAAGCUGAUAAGAAAGUUAAGAAAUCCGAGGCUAAAAAAGACAAAAAUGUUCGUCUAAAUCGAGAGGAUUUGAAAACAGAUAAAUUCUCAACAGAAGACGGACUAGCUUUUGGAAAUUGGCGAUUAGCUAUGGCACCAAAACGAAGUGUUAAAAAAUUUGCAAAGUACAGUUGGUCCCUUAUUGGAAAAACGACUUUGGCUCGAAACCAACUUUGGACAAAUUGCAAAGCCAGGGCUCUCUAUGAAAUUGCUAUCCAACUUCCAAAUAAGAGAAAGAUGGGAGUUGCUUGUCUAUGCUCCAAAUGGACAAACCCAAAACUUUGGAAGAAUAACUUGAUAAAGAAAACAAGUGGAUUUAAUGAAAAAAUAGCUGAUGCAGUUCAAAAAGGCUACAAAAUAUUUAUCAGGAGGGCACCUCUUCCUCUAACGACAAAAUCGUUAAGAUCUUCAUCCAAAAGCGGACCUCAAAUAAUAGAUGAAUUGAAUGGCAGAUUUGAUUACGCCUGGCACAAACCAACAAGAGAUAUCUAUUAACUACAAACUAACUCAAAAGUCAUAUUUGUACAGUAAAUAUUUAAAUUAAAAAGUUUGUCAUGUGUGAUAUGUACUAGUGUAUAGAUAGUAGAUUAUUUCAAUAAAUAUCGCUUAAAACAAAAAACAAUAACUUGUCUUAUUGACUAGAAAGUGAAAAAAUUGUAUAAAUACCAUUGAAAGUGUAGUAAUGAUAUAUUGAAUUUAUCCGAUGAUAUUUGGAAGUUAACUAACUAAAUGUAGAUUAUUUCUACUAGUAAAGUUGAACAUUGAUUUGUUUUAUACAGUAAAUCUUGUUUAAUCAUUUUAAAAGUGGGUAAAGGGGGG